This is a messenger RNA of Acipenser ruthenus (sterlet), 3400 nucleotides long. RefSeq names its product piggyBac transposable element-derived protein 4-like. The transcript is spliced from 2 exons. NCBI's taxonomy places the organism in Eukaryota, Metazoa, Chordata, Actinopteri, Acipenseriformes, Acipenseridae. Bases 614 to 2026 code for a protein of 470 amino acids. The record is from RefSeq and is a predicted model, not a curated record.
GUAAACAGAGCCACAUCUAUUGCAAGCAAGCGCCCUGCAUUACGCACAACGGAUCACGGUUUCUUAACAUUUUCUGAUCAUUUUUUAAUUUGUAAAAUUUGUAAAAUCGAACAAAAUGUGGAGCAGUGUUCCAAAGCAUCCCGAACAAAGUCGAUUCAGUGUUUCUGAAGAUUUGGAGGAGAUGGAUAGUAGUGAAAGUGACGGCGAAAGUGAUCAACUUUCUGGGUUGGAGAGCGCUGAUUCAAUGUCUGAAGCAGCAUUUGAAGAUGGAUUGGAUCCUCUUCAGGAUUUUGAGGACACUGAAGAAAACCCUCCCCUCUCAACAAGUGAGAGUUUUGAUGUUUCUCAGCAGAAAAGGAGACGAUCCAUUCCCACCCCUCUCCCUUAUAUCACCUCAAGCAUGCCUGCAAGACCAGUUGAGAGCAGGCGGGCAAGCACACCCACCCCCACCCCUACCCCCACAACCUCAGACCCUGAGGAGAGGUGGAAAUUUGUAACUGAGGACGACGUCGAACCUGUGCAGCACUGCUUCUGUCCUGCAUGAGCACCUGGAGCACAACUGGAUACUUCAAAAAAGUAUUCCCCGCUAGACCUCUUCCAGCUUUACUUCAGCAUGAACGUCGUUCAAUCUUUGUGUACAAACACAAAUAAAAAUGGAAAAAAGCAGCAGGCCCAGGGGAAAAAAUACCAGUGGGAUCCAGUUUCAAUCAAGGAGCUCUACCAGUUUUUAGGAAUCCUAAUUUUCAUGGGGCUACUGACAACUCACACCGUGAGGGAUUACUGGAGUCCACGUAGGCCUUAUGGAAUCCCAUUCUGUCACACUGUGAUGUCCAGGAAGAGAUAUGAAGCCAUCGCUUGGACUCUGCACAUAAGUGACCCAGAGGAAGAUAAAGAGAAUGAUCAGAAGAAAGGAACUCCACAACACGAUCGCCUCUUCCGUCUCAGACCCCUCUUGGAUUCCCUCCUCCUGUCCUGCAAGGCAUACUACCACCCCCGACAGAACCUUUCAAUUGAUGAACGCAUGGUGGCCUCAAAAGCCAGGAUCGGGUUCAAGCAGUACAUGAAAGCAAAGCCGAUAAAAUGGGGCUUCAAGCUGUUCGUGCUGGCUGAUGCCCACAACGGGUACACAUGUGAUUUCAACAUCUACACAGGAAAAUCCAAAUCAGAUUCUGGGAAAGGACUGAGUUAUGACUCCGUUAUGAACCUCAUAAAGGUGUCAUACUUAGGCACAGGGUACCAUGUGUAUGUUGACAAUUUCUACACCAGCACAACACUGUUUCGGGACCUUUACAAGCUCAAAUUUGGAGCAUGUGGGACCAUUAGAGAAACUCUUCAGGGCUUCCCACAGACAAAAGAAAACGCCCUCCCUAAAAAAGCUGAUAGGGGGACAAUUCGCUGGAUACGAAGUGACAAACUGCUGUACACCAAGUGGAUGGAUACACGUGAAGUGACGAUGUGCAGUUCCAUUCAUAAAGCGUACACAGGAGACAAAGUCCAGAGACGGGUAAGGAAUGAAGAUGGGACUUGGGGAAUGCGGAAUGUUCCUGUUCCUACUCCUGUAAAGGCCUACAAUCAGCACAUGGGAGGAGUGGAUUUGUCAGAUGCCCUUAUAAAAUACUACAACAUGGCACAGAAAACACAAAAGUGGUACAAGAACAUUUUUUAUCAUUUCAUUGACAUUGGUGUUGUCAACAGUUUUUUGCUCCAUAAGGAAUUGGCACAGGCUCAAACUACAAAGGCACUUUCACAGAAAACGUUUAGAGAGGAGCUAUGCAAGCAGCUGGUGGACAUCAGGCUUGUGGAGCAGGAGGCCAGUGUGAGUACAGGUAAACUCUGUGUCCCUGUAGCCAUUACAGAGGGCAAGGAACUCGACCCCUCCAUGAAGACCUCCUUCGGGCGUAGACACUGUGCUUUGUGCAAUGAAGGGAAACUCAGGAACAAAACGCCCUGGAAAUGCGAAGCCUGUGAUGUGCCAUUAUGUGUCAUUGUGGACAGAAACUGCUUCAAGAAAUGGCACAUGCGUUAGGAAAAAAAGACUUUAUAGCAACUUAGGGAUGUAAGUAGUUCAUUUGUUCAUUUUGUACAGUUCGUGGUGUUAUUAGGUUUUUGUUCAGUUGUAUUCAUUGUUUGAAAAAGAAAAUAUUUGAUUUGAAGUAAACACUUUUUUUUGAAAAAAAAAAAAUCCCUUUGUUAUUUUGCUUCUUGACAUUUACAUACUUUCAAGUGAGUAACAAAAAUACAGAAUCAAGUACUGAAAAUUCAGAGCUUCAGAAAAGUCUUAGUAGCAACAUUCUCCUGCACAAACAGACAGUUAUGUGAGAGCAAUGUGCCUGACAGUUGUGGCAUAUGGAUUGAGAGGAUUUGUCAUGAAUACUCAUCAUGGAUACAUUUCGGGCACCACAAAGCUCUCCAAAAAGGCCACCUUUUGAAUGAAAUAUUGGACAAAAAAAAAAAGAGGAUUACAAAAUCUAAUUCAUGUGGCAAUGGAUAGCAUGUGAGGUGCCAGAAGUUAACAUCCCUUUUAGAACUUGCUCAAGAAACUAGUGUAUCACUGGACAUAAAGAUUUACACAAUGUUCAUUUUUGGAGAGGUUUGGAGAGGUUUGUAAAAACUCCUGUAGAAUUUGAUCCCUUUGUUCAAACAGUUCCAAAUUUACCCAGUAUAGUAGACAAGUUGGUGAAGCACUGGAAAAAAAUCUGGCUCUUUUCAUAUGCUCCAAGUUGAAAUAAUGACUAUAGAACAUAAAAAAAUGAAAAGCGUUUGUUGUUUUUUUAUGUAUUUUUUCUGGAUAUCUCCUUCCAGUGUGGUACUGAGUAAGACUUUUAUAACACCUGAGGUUUUAGUCCUGAUGCCCAAGGGGUUACCUUGAAUUCAAGCCCUGAACCAUGCCUGUGCUGUCUAUACUUUAGAAGAUAUUGUGAUUUAUUGAAGGGCACAGCCCCCCAGGUGGAAAUUGCCUGUGAGGGGCUGGGGUUUUAACAAGUUAAAUGCAGAUUCAGUGCAGACUCUGACCAGUUUAACCAAUGAUCUUUUAAGAAUGAGCUCUGUGAACGCACGCAUUGGAUAAAUCGGUCAGAGUCUGCACAGAAUCUGUUCUGAAUGAUCCCCGUGAACUCACCCAAAAAUCUUCUAUCAGCCGCACACACGCCGUUGCACAGCUGUGAAAACAUUUUGUAAACUAGUCUCAAGUAUGCUACCCCCGUUUGUAGUUAUUUUUUUGACUUAAUGAAAUACCGGGCUGCAUUAGGAAAUGCAUCACAGCGUCUUUCAAUAUGGAGAGUGCUGAAUUAACGUCAUUGUGUUUAAAUGCAUUAAUCAACCUCCCACAAAACUAUGUUAUUAAUGAGGAAAUAAAUGAUUGACACAACAUUAUAUGUUGUUGAUGACAUUAAGAUCAUAA